AUGAAUACAACGGCCGCCGUCACAGCAGCAGAAGCAGCAGCAGCAGCAGCAGCAGAAGCAACAGCAGCAACAGCAGCAGAGCUGGGGAGUCUGAAGACGACACCGAAUGCCUACAUUUGGCUGCUGCUGCUGCUGCUGCUAACCGCGAGGCAAGGGAUGCUGCUGCAGCACGAGGGCGGCAGCAACUGCAGCAACAGCAGCAGCAGCGACUGCAGCAAGAACAACAGCAGCAGCAAGAAAAGCAGCAGCAGCAGCAGCAGCAACAGCAACAGCAGCAGCAGCAGCAGCAACGCAAACGGCAGCACAGGAACCGCGAGGCAAGGGAUGCUGCUGCAGCACGAGGGCGGCAGCAACUGCGUUGCUGCUGCAGGUUCCUGCUGUGGUACCUCUCUGGCUAGGAAGGCUGCAGCAGCUGCUGCUGCUGCUGCUGCAGCAGCAGCAGCAAAGGAUAUUAAAAAGGAAGCAAGUCGGCUGCUGUCAGCAGCAGCUGCUGCAGCAGAGCUGUGUGAUGAGGAGACGCAGCAUUUGCUGCUGCUGCAGCAGCACCAGCAGCUAGAAGAACUGCAGCAGCAGCAGCAGCAGCAGCAGUUGCUGCUGCAGGUUCCUGCUGUGGUACCUCUCUGGCUAGGAAGGCUGCAGCAGCUGCUGCUGCAGCUCCCCGCUAAACGCCUUGAGGAUGCCGUCGCCAAUUGCUGCAGCAGCAGCAGCAGCCCGCUGCAGCUGCUGCGGGUCGUUGCUGCAGCACGAUCAGCAGCAGCAGCAGCAGCAGCAACUGCAGCAGCAGCAGCAGCUGCUGCUGCUGCUCCAGGCGCAGCAACAACAGCUCAGCUGUCACCCCCAGCAGCAGCAGCAGCAGCAGCAGCAUCUAUUCAUCAUGCUUUGGUGCUGCUGCUUCGGGGCUGCAUGCGUGCUAGUGCAGCAGCAGCAGCAGAACUGUUGCUUGCUGCUGCUGCGGUCUCUGAGCCCAGCCCCCAGCAGCAGCAGCAGCAGCAACAUUUGCGGCUGCAGCUGCAGCAGCAGCAAGACACCGCGUUCCUGCAGCAUAUAGCCCUGGCGUUUGAGCAGCUAAACAGCAGCAGCAGCAGCAGCAGCAGCAGCAACAGCAGCAGCAGCAGCAGGCUGCAACGACGGCAGCGUAGAGUGCCGCCUCUGCUGCUGCGCAGCAGCAGCAGCAGCAGCAACAUUUGCUGCUGCACCUGCAGCAGCAGCAGGACACCGCGUUCCUGCAGCAUAUAG
Messenger RNA from Eimeria mitis, 1236 nucleotides. RefSeq lists its product as uncharacterized. NCBI's taxonomy places the organism in Eukaryota, Apicomplexa, Conoidasida, Eucoccidiorida, Eimeriidae. Bases 1 to 1236 code for a protein of 411 amino acids. Gene Ontology annotation, cellular component: nucleus; SWI/SNF complex. The record is from RefSeq and is a predicted model, not a curated record. Gene Ontology annotation, molecular function: transcription coregulator activity. The transcript has 6 exons. Gene Ontology annotation, biological process: regulation of transcription by RNA polymerase II.